AUGAGCCGAUUCAAAUAUGAAGAUGAACCUUUUUUGGGGUUAAACGAAGAAUUAAUACGUGAUAUUCUGUAUCGACUGUCUGCAAAAUCAUUAGGACAAUGCAAACUAGUAUGCAAAUCAUGGCUUACCCUCAUCUCAGACCCUGAAUUUGCGAGAUCACAUCUCGUUUAUUCAAUCAAUAAUAAUCAACCCUUGACCCUCAUUGUUCAAAAAUUCAAUACCCUUUCCACCCUGAAGUUUUCUGAUCCAACCAAUAUUACUGAGGGUGUAACCUCAGACAUGUUGAACAAUCGAUUCCUUAAUAGCUUUGUAUCCAGUUAUUAUUAUUGUUUCAUUGUCGGGUCGAAUGAUGGCCUUAUAUGUGUUUACAUGAAACAAAUGGAGAGGGGUAGACGCGGUCAAGAUUCAUUGCAUCUUUGGAAUCCUUGCACCACUGCGAAAAGGGAGAUCUCAUUGCCUGUUAAAAGGGAUUCAUUUUUUGUUCAUAUAGACUCGAGUUGGUUUGGUCAUGUUCCCUCCUGUGAUGAAUACAGAAUCUUCUUAGUGUAUUCGGAGUAUAGGCCCUAUCUCUAUGAAAAGGGCAUGUAUCUAUACUCGUUAAGGAAUGGUAGAUGGAGAAGAAUACAGGUCUCAGAUGAAGAUUUGCGCUUAGUCUCAGAAGCCAAUUCUGUUUAUUUUAAUGAAGCAUUGCAUUACAUUGUACGUCAAAAAUGA
Molecule: messenger RNA, 714 nt
Organism: Chenopodium quinoa (quinoa)
Lineage: Eukaryota; Viridiplantae; Streptophyta; Magnoliopsida; Caryophyllales; Amaranthaceae
Product: F-box/kelch-repeat protein At3g06240-like
Exons: 1
Coding region: 1-714 (237 amino acids)
Biological process (GO): SCF-dependent proteasomal ubiquitin-dependent protein catabolic process
Molecular function (GO): protein binding; ubiquitin-protein transferase activity
Source: RefSeq, a predicted model, not a curated record